CAGGGUAUUCAGGUGUAUGCGAUUGCGUUGGAGUUAGUAGCGUGGUGCAAAUGUUAUUAUAACAUUCAGAAUUGUUUCUAAAUUAUAAUGCAAGAAGAUGAUGAUCCGGUUAUACAAGAGAUUCCUGUAUAUUUGUCCAAAGUGUUGGCAGAGAAGUUGUUCCUUUACCAGUAUCCAGUGCGGCCAAGGGGCGUUAGCUAUGAUGACUCCAGAGUUAUACAGAGCUGUAUCAAACCCGAGCACCAAGAGGUUAAGCUGGAGCUGGCACUGGACCUGCGUAGCACCAACUAUGACACAAGCAAAGGCGAGCAGAUAGCGUGCAAUGUGGAUGGCAUUGCUGGCAGCAAGAAUGAGAAGAAGACUGAAGAGAAGUUCUUUAAGAAUGACAUCAUGGAUAAGCAGAUAUUGCAGUCUACACGUGCGCUGCCUGACACAAGCAAAUAUGCUGUGGCCAUGUACCACGACAGAGAACUACACAUCACCCCAUUACGUGGCAUCGUACAUCUGCGUCCUUCCUUCCCUUACCUGGAUAAGUCAGAUAAACGUGCUAAAGAAGAGGCAAAGGAUCAAGGAGAGGAUUUGUCUGGAGAAGAUGAGGCACAGCAGGUAACAGUGAAGUUUGCACAACAAGAGACAGAGAGGAAAAAACGAGCAAGGGAACGUUCAUUUGGCUACUUGAGCAAGAAGAGUGCUGAGGAGCCCUGGUUCGAGACAGAAUUCCACAAUUCUCACUCAGAGAAGGCUGAGCUUGAGAGGGGGAAGCUGUAUUGCACCAAGGUUGAUGAACGGGUGAACGAGUUGAGCUUGGGAGUGGAGGAAUACUUGAAGUAUUUGGUUCCUAUUGAGGAGACAGAAAAUCCAUCUGCAUUGGCAGGACGAUCAGAUAUGUCUCUUAGCCACCUGAAGCUCCUUCCUGUUGUGGAUCAAGUUAGGAACCUGCUUAGAGAAGCCAAGUUACUGCAGUUCUCACAGUUGGUAACACUGCUGGGACUGACUGAUGAUACAGUCAGUCUCCUACGGACAGUACAGCAGGUGGCGGUUCUAGUACAGGGUAACUGGGUUGUGCGGAGUGACAUUCUGUACCCAAAGGACACAGCCAGCAGUGUCAGUGGAGUCCCUGCCGAACUCAUGUGUCGUGGUAGAGACUAUAUCUUAUACUUAUUUACUCAGAAUCGUUAUGUCGAUCGACUGAGAGUGUCAGGUGUGAUCAAGUUGCCAUCAGAAGAGAUUAGGGAGAUCCUGGACCAAAUCUCAAGGUUACGGGUCAACAAGGGCUGGGAAUUGCGACUCCCAUUUGACAAGGACUUCGUCAGCCGAUAUCCAGAGGUAGUCCAGAGGCAGCAGAUGUGGUGGGAGGCGAAACAGAAACAGUUGACUGAAGCAUUAAGAGAGGGCAGUACUGGAUCUUCAUCCCCUGGCAAAUCAAGACGAAAAUCCAACAGAGAUUCUUCAGUGUCGGAUAAUGAGGUGUCAGGUGAUGGCAGACCAUCCCCAAAACGCAACCAGCGGAGGAAAGCCAAGUGUCAGGAGUCACUCAGCUCAGACGAGAGUGGAGCAGAGAGUGCACAUGGCAUGAAGCAGCCUCAGAACAAUUGUGUGAUGGGAGCAAAAGUUCCACGAAGGACGAACAAGCAGAACAUACCAACAGCUGUAAUCAGUGUUGAGCCAAUGGAGACAUGACGCGUGUGUUAGCUUCUUCUAGAGUUGGCUUGUAUAACGCACUGUGUAUAUUAUUUGAUGUAUUUUCUUUCAUGCAAGCUUGUUCUCUGCCCUUCAUUGGACUUUGUACAGUAGACUUCCUUUUCUGCAGCGGCAUCACAGUGCCGACAGUAUUUUGUUAUAUUUAUUCUAACAGAAAGUUCUGAAGCCCAUCUCCACUUUCUUUUUUCUAUAAACUUCUGCAUUUAUACUCCUAUCCAAAGACAUUCUUGCAUUGUGUAAUGGUAUUUUUUUAUUAUUAUUCCAUGAUUUGGACAGAAGUUGAUGAAUUUGAUACUGAACCUGUUAUUUGUGUUUAUACCAGGAUCUUGUCAAAGGGCUGAAAUGCCGAGUAAUGUGCAUCUCUUGAAUGUUAAUAUGGCUGAAAUUUAACACAAAGAUGCAUAUAUUGGUUUUGUUGAAAGUCACAGAUUAUGACUUCUGGAAAAAGAUAAACUACAAUGAGCACUGACUUCUGGGGGUGUGACACCAUGUUGUCUGGCAGAAGUUUUACUGAUGUUUCAAAGAAACAUACUGGCUCCAUCUUCGUGGUGAAAGAGUAAACUAAGGAAGCAGAGUGCUGAGCUUUGCUUAGUGAGGGGUGGAGUCCAACUGGGUCCACUCAGCACAGCAGCCACUGAUUGGCCUAUUGUAGCCUGCCCCAGAUGAUUCUUUACCCCUUUACCUCCAGGAAGAUUCCUGGUACUCAUUUCUAUUAGAGGCUGAAUUGAUCCUAGGGCUAUAAUAUGGCUGCAACGGUUACGUCAAUUGAAGCAACCUUCCAGCUUGUAGCCUAGUGCAUCAACCAACUAUGUUAUGCAUACCAACCAUAUGUGGUUGGCAUGCAUAACAUAUACCAUAUAUAUAUAUAUAUAUAUUGAGAUUUUCAUGGUGGUGAAUAUUUAUGUUAUGGCCUUGUAGAUUAUGACACCAUUUGGCCUGUAGGAGGUUGCAGAUGUUUUGGGAAAAUUCUGAAAAUAUAAGCAGUACAUUUCUCUGAAAUAUUGGUACCCAUCUACGAGACUAUAUGGUGUCAUAACCAGAAGACCACAAUCUUCAGUUUUGUAUCUUAGUAUCUUGCCAUGUAAAUACACUGUAUCCUUGCACUAGCAGAUAUGCUUCAAUUGAAUAUUAUUGUGUGUUCUUCCAUUAUGCACGACAUUGGUCAUAUGUUAAUUUGUCAGUUUUUCCAUAUAUAUAUACCUUGACAAGUUUUACUGAAUUUUCCACACCAAAACUGAAUCACUGCUUGGACCUACUAGUGAUCAUUAUGAUUUUGAAACUAAAUGUGAGCAUGUAUGUGUUCGCUUUGCAUUGCUGCUGCACACACAUACAAGAAUAUGGUGCUGUGACUGCACAUACAGCUACUGAGUGAUCUCCCGUUUCUGGAGGGGAAUAACAGUAGGUGGGUGGGACAUAUCAAGCCCAACCAUUCCUCCCAGUCUUGGGAUUUAUCUUGUUAACAAUACAUACACUAGCAACAAGCUUUGGGCUGGUUGACGUAGGACAGGAGCUGGAAAGGAAUACAAGAGUAGUCGGGGUGGGGGGAGCUUCAAGUGCUGUGACCCCCAUCCAGGGAACAUCUCUCCAUGGCCUCAGUAUGGACAGUUAUGUUGGUACAUUGCUUAUAUGCAGUCUCCUUUGUUAGAACCUCUUUGGAUUGUAAUGCAUUACACAGUAAUGGACAAUGUAACACUUCUGAAGAUUAACAUGGUCUUUGUAUAUCGAAUGUUAUUUUGUAUGUAAGUGAACAACAUCAACAUUUUAUUUUGGUGUGUUGUCAGACUUUUGUUUUUGCAUGAAGGAACAGUGCUGGUAAGUGUAACAGUUAAAAGAACAGUCUAUAGCUUUUCUGCAAUGUGCAAAUAAACUUAGGUUGUGCUAUAAAGUGUAAAAAUUAGUUUCUAGAGUAUCAUAAUAUUGAAAAUUGUGCUAAGAUGCUAAGAAAUAUACUGAUUAGUGAUUAUUUUAUGUUGACAGACAAUUUCUGAAGAAAGUAAAGUCUAAUUUAUUAUG
Molecule: messenger RNA, 3714 nt
Organism: Cryptotermes secundus
Lineage: Eukaryota; Metazoa; Arthropoda; Insecta; Blattodea; Kalotermitidae
Gene: Polr3E
Product: DNA-directed RNA polymerase III subunit RPC5
Exons: 9
Coding region: 88-1680 (530 amino acids)
Biological process (GO): DNA-templated transcription
Cellular component (GO): RNA polymerase III complex; nucleus
Source: RefSeq, a predicted model, not a curated record